AUGCUUCAGCAGAGGAUACACGACAUUAAGGAGACAUCUGACCUUCCAGAGGAAGGCCGAGUUUUGUCUGUCAGUGACGGUAUAGUUCGUGCACAUGGAUUGACUAACAUUCAAGCUGAAGAGCUUGUCGAAUUUGCCUCCGGUGUGAAGGGUAUGUGCAUGAACCUAGAAGCUUCUCGUGUCGGUAUCGUCCUUUUUGGUUCGGAUCGCCUCGUCAAACAGGGCGAGAUUGUCAAGCGAACUGGCGAGAUUGUCGAUAUUCCUGUUGGCCCUGAGAUGCUGGGUCGAGUGGUGAACGCACUCGGAAAUCCCAUCGAUGGAAAAGGGGCCAUCAAAACCACCGAGAAGAGCCGGGCUCAGCUCAAGGCCCCUGGUAUUCUACCUCGCCAUUCCGUCAACCAGCCCAUCCAGACUGGCCUAAAAGCAAUUGACGCCAUGGUACCCAUUGGCCGCGGUCAGCGUGAGCUGAUAAUCGGGGAUCGUCAAACUGGGAAGACGGCCAUCGCUCUGGACACUAUACUAAACCAGAGAAGAUGGAAUGGCUCCGACGCCGAGACUGACAAGCUGUACUGUAUUUACGUUGCUAUCGGCCAGAAGCGCUCAACGGUGGUCCAGCUUGUCAAGACCCUGGAGGUGAAUGAUGCCAUGAAAUAUUCGAUCGUUGUCGCAGCUACAGCUUCAGAAGCUGCUCCUCUUCAAUACCUUGCGCCCUUCGCUGGCUGUGCUAUUGGGGAGUGGUUCCGAGACAACGGCAGACAUGCCAUCAUCAUCUAUGAUGAUUUGUCAAAGCAUGCAGUUGCCUAUCGCCAGAUGUCGCUGUUGCUUCGUCGGCCUCCUGGACGCGAGGCUUUCCCUGGAGAUAUCUUCUACCUCCAUUCUCGUCUCUUGGAGCGUGCCGCAAAAUUGAAUAAUAAGCAAGGUGGGGGCUCUCUGACUGCCCUUCCUAUCGUUGAGACGCAGGGUGGUGACGUUUCUGCAUACAUCCCCACCAACGUGAUCUCCAUCACAGAUGGUCAGAUAUUUUUGGAAUCUGAACUCUUCUACAAGGGAAUCCGUCCUGCGGUCAAUGUUGGACUAUCUGUGUCUCGUGUUGGCUCUGCCGCACAGCUUCAAUCUAUGAAGCAGGUCGCCGGUUCCCUCAAGCUCUUCUUGGCCCAAUAUCGUGAAGUUGCUGCCUUUUCUCAGCUAGGUUCAGAUUUGGAUGCCGCCACCAAGCAAACGCUUAGACGUGGUGAGCGUCUAACAGAGCUUUUGAAACAGAAGCAGUACGCUCCAAUGGCUGUCAAUGAGAUGGUACCCUUGAUCUACGCUGGUAUUAAUGGCCUUCUUGACUAUAUACCUGUUAACAGGAUUAUGCGCUGGGAAGCUGAGCUCCUUGCCCACUUGAAAAACAAUAAGCCAGAGAUACUCUCCAGGAUCCAAGAUGAAGGCAAACUUAGCAAUGGCCUGGAAGCUCAGGUCAAGGAAGUCAUCAUCGACUUCAACAAAACUUUCUCGCAGGCAGUUGUUUCCGGUGCGUAA
This is a messenger RNA of Penicillium cosmopolitanum, 1521 nucleotides long. RefSeq names its product F0F1 ATP synthase subunit alpha. NCBI's taxonomy places the organism in Eukaryota, Fungi, Ascomycota, Eurotiomycetes, Eurotiales, Aspergillaceae. The transcript has a single exon. Gene Ontology annotation, biological process: proton transmembrane transport; proton motive force-driven ATP synthesis. Bases 1 to 1521 code for a protein of 506 amino acids. Gene Ontology annotation, molecular function: ATP binding; ADP binding; proton-transporting ATP synthase activity, rotational mechanism. The record is from RefSeq and is a predicted model, not a curated record.